Molecule: messenger RNA, 1746 nt
Organism: Penicillium pulvis
Lineage: Eukaryota; Fungi; Ascomycota; Eurotiomycetes; Eurotiales; Aspergillaceae
Product: fungal specific transcription factor domain-containing protein
Exons: 4
Coding region: 1-1746 (581 amino acids)
Biological process (GO): DNA-templated transcription
Molecular function (GO): zinc ion binding; DNA binding
Source: RefSeq, a predicted model, not a curated record
AUGUUGCAGGGUUGCCUUGUGUAUUCACUCCUCCACCUACCCGAGAACGGAAAGGCCUUCGACAAGCUUGCCGAUACCCAGGCGCGUGUGCGAGAGCUUGAAGACGCUUUAAAUCUUGCAAUUCAAAGUUCUACUCACGAAAAAUCUUCUAACUCGACAACACCGUUAUCUUCGGGCAGAUGUGAUGAUCCUACGUCUACAAGCCAGGUACCCUUUGCGAGCUCCAGUUUCAUUCCAGAUACCCGCUCCCUGGAGGCUGCUGUAACAACAUUCAAAUGGCACAUUGCAAAUUGUGGACUUGGAAGUCCGCUUUCAAGUGCAAGAGCAGCGUUUUCCUCGGCUGUUUUCCAACAGACUGGCCACAAAUUUGACUUGGAUGAACUUUUGCUUGACGCUGCAUACUCGUUUGAGGAACAGGGCUUCCGAUCCAAUAAGAAACAUACCAGUUCCCAAUGGCCACCAGCAGACCUUGUCCAAAGCUGCAUAGAUUAUUAUUCAAAAAGUGGACUAUAUUCUAUGUUACCUUUUGCGGAUGUCAAUGCGCUACAAGUUCUCCUCGAUGCAGAAGUGUUGAGUCAUCCACAAGCGAGUCGUGCUGCUAAUCUUGCCUGCCUAGCUGCCUUCACUGCGAAUAUCGCCCAGAUGCACCGCCACGACCCCUUGCUAGCCCAUGCUGAUCCGGACGCUUACGCUCAGGCAGCACUUGGUAUUUUCCCUGCGAUUCUGAUGGAGACGCCCGAUCUGAGAACCCUAGAGGCCGUGAUCAUGUUAGCCACAUAUAUUGCUCCAAUUGGUCAGACACAGUCAAUAGAUCUAUUGUUGGGAGUUGCUAUACAAGCACUCUACAGCCUAGGUGGGCAUAAAAUACGACCCACACCGAAGACUCCCGGUCGAUCCCAGGAGAACCAGCACCUGCGUGCAUUGUUCUGGCUUUGCUAUGGCAUGGAUAGCGAACUAUGUAUCCGGAAAGGCCAACCCCAAUUGAUCAAUGAAGCUCAUUGUGAUAUGGAUUUACCUGUCAACUACGCUUUAAAGUCUAAGGAACAUCACUUUUACUGGAAGCCCCUGUCGUCGAAAGAGCUGCUCUAUCCGUCGGACCUUCGAUUGAACCUCAUCAAAACAAAAAUACAGACGAUGCUUUACUCUGAGAAGAAUGCGCCGAACUCCGAAGCAAGGAGGCUCCAACUCAUUAGAGAACUGGAUGACGAACUGAGCAAAUUGAGAUCAGAGUUCCCUGUGGAUUGCCGUCCCAACCUAUUUGCCACCGAAGGUGCUCCGAACUAUCUGUUCCACGACCUCAGCAUACGCGGUGUCAGCAUCCACCUGGAGUAUUACUAUUGCCUUGGAAAAAUCCACGGGUCUAUCAACUCUUACAGUAUCCCCACCUCGAGUUCCGGACCACCUGUGCUAUCCAGCACACAGAUAACAUAUGAGGCAGCACGUUGCACCUUGAUCUACAUUCAUCGAGUGCAACAUUACAUUAACUUUCACACAUUCUGGAUACAUGCCCACUUCUUGCUCACUGCUGUUGUCACGCUUUUUCGGUUCCUUAUCAUGGCCCCCUCGGCCCCAACCUUUGCUCGAGACCUUCAGAUCAUAGACGCCACGGCCCAAAUCUUCGCCGAUUUCACAAUAUCCGACGAUCCUGAGAGGAAUUGCUUCCCACCAUUUUUCCUGAUCCAUACCUUUAUCGAAAAGCUGUCAUAUCUAGCUCACGAAUCACAAGCUAGGUCCAUGACCGAAUAA